Molecule: messenger RNA, 2611 nt
Organism: Exophiala oligosperma
Lineage: Eukaryota; Fungi; Ascomycota; Eurotiomycetes; Chaetothyriales; Herpotrichiellaceae
Exons: 1
Coding region: 161-2533 (790 amino acids)
Biological process (GO): anaphase-promoting complex-dependent catabolic process; protein K11-linked ubiquitination; positive regulation of mitotic metaphase/anaphase transition
Cellular component (GO): anaphase-promoting complex
Molecular function (GO): protein binding
Source: RefSeq, a predicted model, not a curated record
CAUCAACACAUCAACACCGCUCCGCCAAAUAAACACAAAUCGGGAAACAAUGCGCAAAUGUCUAGUAGGAUGGCUGAUGUAAAAGUCAACAAUCUCGACGACGACCUUCAUCUGUGGAUAAAUUGCCGGUCCCAAAGUCUCUCAUGACACCAACCACACUAUGGGUCGAUUUCUUACCCCUGCAAAGAUCACCCUGCUAGUACUGGCUUACCUCUACACCGAGGACGACGUGGUGCCGUCUUCGGCGGCCACAAACGUUUUGAGGUUUUUACUCAAGAAUGUCUUGCCGGCGGCGGACAAGGCUUCUUCUGGUACCACGUUGGCCUCCCAAGAUCCCGACGAAUUCUUGCCGGUAUCAGUCUUUGAGUCCGAGCUGUCCUGUCAUGACUCUGCCAGGCCGGGUCGGACACUGUACGACCUCCUCCUGAGACAUCUAUGGUCGAUAAACUGCGCGCAUAGUCUCGACGCGUUCAUCACGAAUUUGCCAUGCCUUCUGGCCAAGACGAGAGAACAAAUUCUUCGCGACCGUGAGCGGCGCGAACAACCACCACCACCGUCAUCAUCUGAAGAACCGGAGGAGAACGUCCAUGGCCGCAUCCUGGGAACUUCGCCACUAGGGGCUUUCAUCCGGCGCUGCCACCUCGAAUACAUCCGUCUCCAGUUUCAAGACAGUAUUGCUCUGUGGCAAGAUUUCAUUUCGUACCGUCUCCCAACUCGACAAGCCUUUGAAAAGAAACACCCUCUUGACUCGUCGACCUCCGGCAUGGAUGCCAACCUGUCAGAAAUGAACAUCGACUCCUCUCAUCCCAUCGCCCGAAUCAUGUACGCGCGUCUUGCCGAGGGGAGGGAAGAAGAAGAAGAGAAACCGCCUCACUAUCACGGUGUCUUCAGCAUUCAGGACGUCGAGAAGCUCAUGGAGUUUCAAGUCGCGGAAAUGCAGCGAUUAGGAAGCCGCCUUCCCAAGGGGAUGAAGGCCCGUCUCCAAGAGAUGGGCAAGUCUGGCGCGGUGGUUCCCAAACUGGGUCACUAUCUGAUCUUUCUGGAUUCCUGGCGUGCCGGCAACUUCUCAUCUGCGCUGGACAAUCUACAUCGAUACUUUGAUUACGCCAUGCAAAGUAGAGAACGAGGUUGUUAUCAGUACGCCCUGUUGAACCUGGCCAUCCUCCAAGCGGAUUCGGGUUCCUACGCCGAAGCCCUUUCGGCCAUGCAGGAGGCCAUCGCCGUCGCCCGAGAGAACAAGGACGUCGCCUGCCUGAACUUUUGCAUGAGUUGGGUGUACCACUUCGGCCGGUCGUUCCCGGGGGAGCGGAGGCACAUUGCCACCGCCUCGGGGAUCCUGGGCAACGAGGUCGAAGGGUUGGCAUUCCUCAAGGCACGAGCGAGAGAUGCCGAGAUGUGGACCCUCCUGAGCACGUCGCUGCUGAGCGAGGCGAAGCUGGGCUUGCAGUACGGCGAUAGUCUCGCCGUCGUGUUCGAGAACAUCGCCAAGGCGAGUUAUCUGAGCACCGUCAAGGCCGCCGAUCAGAAGGCCAUGGGACCGUUGAUGCUCAUGAGAAGCGCCGCGUACAGCCGCGCCGGCCUGACACACAUGAGUUGGUGGGCCGGGCAGGCGUUUUUGCAGUCCUACGCCAAAGAUGCACCUCUAGAAGACGUCCUCAAGUCCAAAUGUCGCAUGGCGGUGUUGCUGGUACACCGAGGACGGUACGACGAGGCCACGGAGGUGCUGAACAGUACCCCACCCGAGGUGCUGAAGGUGGUCAAGUACCAGAGAUACCUCACCGUCUAUGCCGGCAUGUUGAAGGCGAGAAGGCUGUUGCACCGGGAAGAUCUCAUCGCCGCCGAGCAUUUGCUUGAACGGUUGAGGGGCCAGGGUGUGCCCGAAGCCGAGAUGGCAUUCAAUUUGUUGCUGCUCGAGAUCGAUCUUUUGAUCCGGCAGGGCAACCUGACGAGGGCCCUGGACAAGGUCGAGGGCGUGGUAGGAAAACCCGACCGCGAAAUCGGCGACAUUUCGAUACAGACGCAGCUGUUGAACCUGAAGGCGAGGAUCCUGGCUGAAAGCGGCUUCCCACUGAAGGGGUUCUCCCUGGUCAUGCGGGCAUCCCAGAUUGCGUUCCGAGGAAGGCUCAUGCCGGCAUUGUGGGAGUCGACCGGCCUCCUGGCGAACAUCCUCAACGAGCUGCACGAGUUCAACGCGGCCGCCGACGUUUUGGUGUCCAUCAUCCCGCGGAUUCUCGAGUUCCAGGACUGCCACAUGGCAGCGCGGUCGUUUGGUGUCUUGGCCGACGCGAACAUGGGCAUGGCCGGGGCGGAAGAAGAGCAGUCCACGAGACAGAAGGAGUUCACCAGCAGAGCCGUCGAGAAUAUUGACCACGCAUAUGAGCAAUUCCGACGCGUGGAGGAUCUAAAGGGCCAGUUGGAGAUGCUAAAGAAAAAAGCCACAAUCAUGCAUUGGCGAGGCGAUUUAGUGUUGGCAAAUGAUACAGCCACACAGUAUCUCGAGCUAACGAAGCAGUAUAGGGCUCAGCGGGUCUGAUCUGGGUCAUGGUCUGGGAACGAACAGUUAUGCCCGUGAAUGAUGUAGGAACAAGGUAGAUUGAUCAAGCCAUUUCAG